CACAGUGUUACAUAAGAACAACUGUGUUUUGGAACUUGAAAUAAUAUUUAUGUUUUACUAAUACUUACUAAAGUUGAACUAAAAAUGACUAUGAUAUAGUAGAUUAUUUACUGUAUUUUACUAAAUAAGAAGACCAAAGGAAAUGUUUAAUUCUUUUGUGUUAGGCAAGCAAUGAUAUUCCAUCAAAAUUAAAUUAGGGAUUUUCAUAAGUAGUGAAUUGGUGUUCAGACUGUAUACCGCUUGAGAUAACAAUUAUUAAUUAAUAUUGCAAUUAAUCUAUACUAUCUGUCAUUGCAACUGCUGCACAUGUAUAUGCUCCAUAUAACUUGAUACAUUUUGUUUUAAUCAGUUUUUUUUCUUUUGAUGUUAUUGCUGAAAGUAUCAUCAAUGCUAAUUUUUGGUCUCUGUGAAAUGGGACUGACCAAACAACGAGAAAUCAGAGACUGUUGUGCUCACAUCUUUCCAGAGACCUACUCCAUCAACACCCUGGAUCAAGCACUCAAUGGGUGGACUGAGCCGACAGAGCACAGGACGAGAGAAUGGAAACGUUGUGUUUACAUCAACAAUGCUUGGUGUUCAAUCGCAGUCAAAGUGGAUUGACACUGUUUCAUUUUAUAUAAUGAUGAAACCAUAUCAUCAUCACUAUGUUGUUGCUGUUGUUUACAUUCCUCCAGACUGAAAUUCAAAAGAUGCACUGUAGAAUUAUGUCCUAGGUGCAUACAUGUAUGUAUAUAUGUAUAUAUGUAAAAAUUGUUUCAUCUUAUUUUAAUUAUCAUUUUCUAUGUGUAUGAAAGAACUGCAAACUUUCAUUUCAUUCUAUAACCUUGUGUUAUGUAAUGAUAAAAAUAUUUCCUUGAUUCCUUAACAUGUUUCUUUAUUGUACUGCCAUGAUUUUCUGCCACUUUAAUUUCCCUGCACAUGCACAUACUUAUCAUACCUAUACUUAUUUUGUCUAAUCUUUGCUAAUAUCGCUCUGUGGAGGUAAAGGCACAACUGUUUUGAAGGUGGCCAUCACACAACACUUAUUACAUUCACUUCCGGGCAGAGGAUCAGAAAAUGUGACUACAUCCAUAUGUGUGGCAUUUUUGCAAAGUUUAAGCUCUGUAAAUUCGUAAAGUGUUACAUCUACUGCCCCUCACUCCUAUAAAUCUAGGCCAUGUCUUUAUAUUGUUUUAUGUAGAAUAAUCACAUCAGGUACUGGCAAUGCAUAAAAAGGCAGUCUUUUCUACCAAGCAUGAUGUGCUUCAUCUAUAGCUCCACACAGCCAGUGUGGGAUAGUUCAACAGGGUAAUCCUGGGCUGUGGACAUUAGGUGAAGUGUACACCAUCCUUUUUCAAUGCAUGGUGCUGACUCAAGCAGUCUGCUGAACAGUAUCAAAUCAUAUCAUACCAUUGGUAGUUGCUUCAUAUAUAUCUUUAAUGUAUGGGGUUGUUGCCAAUGCAUGGAAAUGCACAUCUGUAGUUAACUGAAUUGAUUGCAUCAGCACAUCAUUUACAUGAUACUAUGAGACAGUAACACAUUCAAGUAAAUUAAUCUUCAAAACCAUGUGAUACAGUCACCUGCAUUUCUACUGUCCCAUGAUGAAAGGGGUAAAAUAUAAAUGCCAGGCCUCUCACAGUAUAACUCACUUUAGUGCACUGCACACUUAAAGCUGUCUGAGGGAAACAUAUAUCCAUAAUGGGUCCAGAAGAGAAAGCUGCUGUAAUAUUUAAUACCACAUUUGUUCACCCUGUAAAAUUCUAUAUCAGUGGGUUUUCCAACAUCCCUCAUGUUAAGUAUUUCUAUGUGUUCCUGUGCUUUGUUUAUAUCAUGACUGUUCUUGGAAAUGGCUUCCUUAUCUCAGUUAUUUACCUGGUCAAGACUCUCCAUACUCCUAAAUACAUGAUUGUGUUUAACCUGGCUUUGACAGAUUUGUGUGGGAGCACAGCUCUCAUCCCAAAACUCUUAGACACAUUUUUGUUUGACAGGAGAUACAUUUUCUAUGAGGCUUGCAUAAGUUAUAUGUUCUUUGUUUUAUUCUUUGGAAGUGUGCAGUCAUGGACACUUGUCACAAUGUCAUAUGACCGAUUUAUAGCCAUUUGCUUCCCUUUAAGGUACCAUAGUAUUGUGACUAAACCAGCUAUUGCUGCAAUGCUGUUUUCUGUGUGGGUUUUCGUAUUAAGUGUAAUUGGGUGCAUGGUUGGGCUUAUUGAUCGCCUCUCCUUCUGUAGCUCUUUGGUGGUAAAAAGCUUUUACUGUGAUCAUGGACCAAUAUUUCGUCUGGCCUGUAAUGACACGUCUUUGAAUUACAUAAUGGGAUAUGUUGCUUUUAUUGUAAUCCUCUGUAUUCCUCUUGUAUUGAUAGCAUUAACAUAUGUUUGCAUUUCCAUAGAACUGAGCAGGAUUGCAUCAGGAGAGGAACGACUUAAAGCUAUGAAAACUUGUACUUGUCACUUGAUUCUUGUGGCUGUUUUCUUCCUACCAAUUGUGGGAACCAACAUAGCAACAGUGUCCUCCCAAAUCCACCCUAAUGCCAGGAUCAUAAACUCUACUUUGACACACACCAUACCAGCUUUACUCAAUCCUAUUAUCUACUCUUUAAAGACAGAAGAAGUGCUGAACUCUAUCAGGAAGCUUUGUAACAUAAAUAAGAUUAGCAACAAAACGUCCAAAAACGUAAACACUUUAUCUCUGCUCUAUUAACACAUUAGGGAGUGUUACAUAAACGCUUGUAACUUUUUGCAAUUAACAACUUAUUAAGUACCUCAAUUUAAUUUGUAAAUGACUAUCGUGUCAUAAUUGUUAUUUACAAUAUUUUUCUAAAUAAGUAAAUUGUUUCAUUGUAUUGCAUUAGCCAUAAAAUGAUAUCCUGUAAAUAAAAGAUUUCCAUAUGUAGUGAAUUGGUUUUUAAACAAAUAAUUUAUUUUAAAAUACAUGAUUGUAAAUCUAUGAAUGGCUUAGCUCCUUCCCACAUUGUUGUAAUAUGCUCACUAAUCGGCCAACAGAUCCCUUAAGGACAGGUCUCCUUCUAUACCUGUAAUAAAUUGUAAAUCUGUUCAUGGCAUCUGUGGUUCUCUAACACAUGGACUAAGGUCUGCUACAAGUUUCUUUAAAAAGUAAAAUACUAAAUACAUAUAUAUUUUUUCUCAAGCUUUUAAUAAUGAUUUAAAUGGUAAAAGUGGUAAAACGGUAAACCCAAUUUAUAUUAGAAUCAGUAUUAUUAUUAUUAUAUUUUAUUAAUAAUAAUAAUACUUUCUUAUCUUAUUCCCUUUUUAUUGUGAAACCUUAUUUAUUGUUAAGGGUAUCUUACAUGUUUUUAUGUUUUUCUCAUGUAUGAAUUACAUAGUUUUUGUUUUUUAUUUUCUUAUUUUGAAGUAGAUUGUCGUAUGAAGUGUGUUAUGUAAAUAAACAUGACUCGACCUGACUGUACACUGGUGGAAAUAAUUAUUUGGGAAUUAUCUGCAACUCUGUUCUCUAUAGACUUUGUAGAUAAUAUAUGUCAUACAGUGUCAAAAGAUUAAGCAUGUAAAAGUCUCAUACAGAGAUGAAUGCUUGCCUCACCAAAUAUCAAUCCCCCCAUCAAUGUUUCUGUCUAUU
Messenger RNA from Dicentrarchus labrax (European seabass), 3576 nucleotides. RefSeq names its product olfactory receptor 1-like. Gene Ontology annotation, cellular component: membrane. The transcript is spliced from 2 exons. The record is from RefSeq and is a predicted model, not a curated record. Bases 1678 to 2682 code for a protein of 334 amino acids. Gene Ontology annotation, molecular function: olfactory receptor activity; G protein-coupled receptor activity. Gene Ontology annotation, biological process: G protein-coupled receptor signaling pathway. NCBI's taxonomy places the organism in Eukaryota, Metazoa, Chordata, Actinopteri, Moronidae.